GUUGUUUUCUCAGCUGUCAGGCACGUCAACGUCAGUGGAGUGUGAGUGUGGUCCUUGAUGAGCGAGAAAAUGUUUAUUUUACAGACUUGUAUUAUUGAGUAACUGCCGUUUAUUCCAAAUAAUGGCUGCAAUCGGGUGUCUUGAUAUAAAACAGGACUUAUUUCCAGUGGUACAAAUCCGCGGCAAAUGAAAUGAUGCAUAGUAUGUUCAGCUAGUUACGUGCAAUCCUUGUUUUGGGUGGCGAUGGAGAACCUCAAUGGGGUGAAACCGCGGGCUCGUUCGAAUUCAGCCAGAGUUUUGGUGUUUGAUGAACCUAAACGGGCCAUUGAGAGACCAAAAUGUCCCACACUUGCAGCAGAAUCUAAUUCACCAAGGCAUCUUCACUCAGAUACACAAAAUGUUACCUCCAAUUUGGUUAGGAUAAGGAACUCUACUCUAGGCAAAUCAGCACCAUCACUUUCUUUGUAUUCUAAGGAUCCUGCAUCAGGGAUAAACAGAAGAAAUAGUCGACCAGCUGCAACCCAUAGGUUGAGCCUUAUUGCAAACAGCUCUCCAACAUUGCCAAGAUCUCAUUCACCAAUUUGUGGCAGUCCAAUAGACAGUCCAAGGACUCAUGCUAGCUUCAUUAAUUUCUCUUUCGCUCCAAUCAAAAGGGUUGCUACUGGUUAUCGUGGAGAUGGCAGGAGGUGGUCCGUUGCGUCAUUACCAUCUUCUGGCUAUGGUACCACCCCAGGAAGUUCAAAUAUGUCGUCCAAGUGUUCUAGUCAAGAGAGGUUGCAUCAGUUACCCCAUAUCCCUACUUCGGACGACAUUCGGAUUCUCACUCAUCAUUUUUCAAGCAACGAAAGUAGCACUUCACUAUCUGGGACCCACUUUGAGGAAAAUCAUCAUCAUGGUUCACCAAUGCACCGGCAAAGGUCUAGGAGUUUAAGCAGCCCAAGCAGAUCUCCGGUCGUUGAUAAUGAAAUCUGUAUGAUGAACCUGCUGUACAAGGAGCGGUUUCCCAAAGCUACGCAACAAAUGGAGGAGAGACUGAACAACUUCAUUGAGGAGAAUAACACGUUGGAUAGCUUGGAUUUCGGCGGGGAAUGCGAUUACAUGCCGAUCGUGCGCUUUGUCCAUCACCAGGUGCUUGAAAUGGCCAGAGACUGUCUUCACAAGUCCCAGAACAAGCUCGUUACUAGUCAGUACUUCUAUGAGAUGUCGGAUAACCUGGAGAGGCUACUGAGCGAAACUAAAGAAAAAUCCGAAGAAGCCGCAUCUUUAAUAUCAACAUUUAUCAAAAAAUUGCUUUUGAUAAUAUCACGCCCAGCCAGAUUGCUGGAAUGUUUGGAGUUUGAUCCGGAAGAAUUCUAUCACUUUCUAGAAGCAGCCGAGGGGCAGGUGAAGACAUUGCAAGGGAUACAGUCAGACAUUCCUCAGUAUAUUAUCGAGAAAUUAGGUAUCAACAGAGACCCCAUAGCUGAGCUACAAAACGAACUGCGCGACUACGACUGGGCGAACAAUUCUACAAACUCCUCAGUUGGUUUGAACUACGUACCGAACGUCAAGAAAACACUUUCAAAUCCCAGCGAAAACGAUUUUGAAAUAGUGAAGUUGAUAUCAAACGGGGCUUACGGGGCCGUCUAUCUAGUGAAGCACAAACAGAUGAAACAGCGCUUCGCGAUGAAGAAAAUCAACAAGAACAACCUGAUGUUGAGAAAUCAAGUUGAGCAAGUGUUUGCAGAAAGGGAUAUAUUGAGCUUUGCCGAUAAUCCGUUCGUGGUCAGCAUGUAUUGCAGUUUUGAGACCAAGAAGCAUCUGUGUUUGGUAAUGGAGUAUGUUGAAGGCGGGGAUUGUGCGAGUUUACUCAAGAAUAUUGGCCCUCUUCCUCCGGAUAUGGCCAGAUUCUACUUCGCCGAGACAGUCUUGGCUGUGGAAUACUUGCAUUCAUAUGGAAUAGUGCACAGGGAUCUCAAGCCUGACAAUCUCCUGAUCACAGCGUUGGGGCACAUCAAACUGACUGAUUUUGGAUUGAGCAAGAUGGGACUCAUGUCACUUGCGACAAAUCUAUAUGAGGGGUAUAUCGACAGCGAGGCACGCCAGUUUUCGGAUAAACAAGUAUUUGGUACGCCCGAGUAUAUUGCUCCAGAGGUGAUACUAAGGCAAGGAUAUGGUAAACCCGUUGAUUGGUGGUCUAUGGGCAUCAUUCUCUACGAGUUUCUCAUUGGAUGUGUUCCGUUUUUUGGCAAUACUCCAGAAGAGCUGUUCGCCCAUACAGUUCAAGAUGAUAUCGAAUGGCCAGUAAACGAGGACUGGCCAGUGCAAGAAGAGGCAAAAGAUCUCAUAACAGCUCUGCUUCAGCAUUCGCCAAGAGAUAGGCUAGGAACAGGAGGAGCACACGAAGUAAAAGAACAUGUUUACUUCUUGGGAUUGGACUGGAACUCGCUUCUGAGGCAAAAAGCUGAGUUUGUUCCACAACUUGAGCAUGAUGAAGACACUAGUUAUUUCGAUAGUCGUGCUGAUAGAUACGCUCAUGAAUUUGAAGACGACACUGAUGAUACCGACGACUCACCAGUGUUUGGAUUUUUCUCUUCGUGCACUUCACAGUACAGAAAAGUUUCAAAAUUCAAUUCAGCUACAACUUGUAGCGCGGAUGCUUCGAAUGAUUCUUCGAAUAAUGAAAGCACCCCAGUUCCAAAGCCCAGCAAACUUGCCGAAAUUAAUGAUCUCAAACCCAAAAAUAAAUCGUGCACUAGCUUACAAUCUCUUGUAAAAGAGAAGGAGAAAACUCCCCCGGAUCAGAAAAAGAUCUCCUUGGACUUAUCACUUUGCUCAAUAAGUACUCCAGAGUCAUCCCAAACAGAUAGCGAUGAAGUGUCGCCUCAAAUAAGUAGAAGACGCAAAAAUGGAUACUCUUCCCAGGAGAUAAUGCCGAAGUUUUCUAUAUCUGUCGAAGAUGAACAUAGUAGUUCAGAAACAGGUGUAUCUUCAGAGAAUCGAGAGCUCUCUCCAUUGGGUAGGCUCCAAACUAACUUGCCACUGGUCAAACACAAGUCUAGGUCUGUAGUCAAGAGUGCUUCUGCCUCGGGACUGUCUCUGAUGAUACCAACAGACGAGUUCCAGACCCACGUUAUAAAUUCCCCAGACGCAGAGGGAGGCUCAAGCACAGCUAGUUCAAGAGACACAUCACCUUGUCGUGAAUUGUCUCCUCUAGUAACAAGUCUCCAGCCCCCUAUUAUAAUUGGAAGAGGACCUAAGGGCUUCGGUUUCACUGUUCAUACUAUCAGAGUAUACUAUGGAGAUACCGAUAUUUAUACCAUGCAUCAUUUGGUCAUGGCUGUAGAAGAGGGAAGUCCAGCAUUUGAAGCAGGCUUGAGGCCAGCUGACCUGAUCACCCAUAUAAACGGCGAAACAGUCCAAGGUCUAUAUCAUACCCAAGUGCUGCAACUUCUGCUGGCUGGUCAAGAACAUGUGAGCCUUAGGGCUGUACCCUUAGAGCAAACCUCGAUAAAGACAGGUGGUCGUAAAAGAGAGCCUGGAAAAAGCAAGUUGGCGAAGAGGAGUUUGAACAGACAGAAGAAACAGAAAAGGGAGAGUGAUAAAAAGAGGAAGACUUCGCUUUUCAGGAGAAUCAGCAGCAAAAGGGCCAGCGUUGAGAUGCAACAAUUCUCGAGUAGCCUGCAGUCUCCCGUAAGUGUCACUCCAAGCAGGAGUUUUCAAACCUUCGCCAGAAGUAGCGACAGCAGUUUUUCUGCUUCCACUUUGCGAGGUAGUGCAAAUAGGUCCAGUCUUUCACCUUCCGACUGUUUCGCCCAACAUUCAACGAGCUCGUCUUCCCAGUCUACAUCAACAUCUGGGAAUUCAUCUCCAACGGCCCCUCAACAUUACCAGAGGCCUUCAACUUUGCAUGGCUUGAAGCACAAACUGCAUUCAUCUGCUUGCCCCAAAGCUCCCGGGGCAGUUUCUAACAGGUAUAUUACAAAUCAGCUAAGGAAAUGCGGGAGAGAGUCCAAGAGCUGUGGGGAGUUACAUUGGAAGUUAUAUCAAACGGCUUUAGACGUUGAUCCGGCAAGUUUAGAAAAUAUGCAGAUGAGGAAAUCGGUGGGGCACGUUCCGCUGUCACCACUAGCUCGCACACCGUCACCGUCACCACUCCCGGCUUCCCCAACGAGGUCACCAAGCCCGUUGGCGUUCCCGAUUGGUCACCAGCCAGGCAGUUCGAACACAACACAAUCUUAUAGUCCAGGAGCUGGCUCAGCCCCUAUUGCUGUCACUGCCCAGUCCAAGAAAGGAUUCGUCCGUCCUAAAGGUGCCGAGCCCGGGUCCCCGUUGUUGAGGAGAGCGCUGUCUCCAGAUCGUCUGCAUCCUCGUAGCGCAGAAAACAAAACGAUAUCUCCACUAUGUACCACAGGCACGACUUCAACGCCAACCAAAUCUCAAGGAGGAAGAGGCUCUGCGUCGGUUUGGAAACAGACUACACAGCCUGAGAGGGAGAAAGAUGCAGAUGGUGCGCAUUCGCAGACCACUGAAAUAGGUCUAGCGAUGCCAGUUAUACCCAUCACAACAUCAACUGCCGAAAAUCGCCUGUCCUUGAAUCUAUCUGGUGUUGGAGAAUUGUUACCCAGGAUUGCAGAAGAAAAAGAUUCACCAACAGGUAGCCAAGAAACUAAGAUCGAAAAGGUCCUCAAAAUUACCGAACCACCUUGCAAAAAACCUGCUCUUCAGAAGGUAGAUACGUCAGGGGAAUAUGAAACCAAGAGUGUUUCAGAAACAGUCAAAUUUUUUGAUCGCGAGAGAAGGGCCAGAAACGAAACAAAACAUGUACCGGAGCAAAGCAAAAGUCUUGAUACAAAAUGUUCCACUGAAGCCCCUAAAAAAAGUGUUCAGCAAAGUGAUAAAACAACUGCCAGUGGAAUGAAAUCAACUAACGAAUCAAGUACUACUGUUAAAAAAGAAGCUGUUAACGAAGUAAACAUAAAAAUCGAUAAAAAUGAUGUUAAACUUUCGAAUGAAUUAGCUAACAAAGCGACUGAUAAACAAAAGACAAAAAAUGAAUGCCCUGUUGAUGCGAAGACUGUUCCAGAAACUACUCAGUAUGUCAGUGAUAAACAAAAAGCCGAGAAAGAUAGAAAAGACAAAGAUAAGAAUGAAAAGAAAAAAGACAAAAGUUCAGCUGGUGUAACUUCUAUUGUCGAAACCAAGGGCGACACUAAAAAUAAGUAAUUUUUUUCAUAUGACAGCAGCUUUUGAGGGAAUAAUCAGUCUUAGGAAAUCAAAAUUUUGUUAGAUAUUUUUCCUAACACUCUAGAUGACAUUGCUGAUGUGUCUUGAAUUAGAGCAAUUUUAGACUGCAUUAGAAGUAGAUUACGUAGAUAGCAGUUUGCUUUACUCCCAAAAUUAGACAAAAACUAUGAUUCUUUGAAUUAGUCUGUUUUGUCUUUUAGCGAUUUUCGAAAUAUGAUUUCAAGGGACGCCACUGAAAAACAGGUUUUCUUAAAUAAUUUGAACAAUGAGAUAUUGUUAGUAUUCAACUGCUCAGUUGCUAUCUAAGAUGAUCGAAUUUUCAGUGACGAUAAACUAAACAGUAUUUCGAAAAUAGAAAUGCCUUAGAAUAAUCCACUACUUGAAUUUUCACCCCACGUUUUGAAAACCUAAUGUAGAACACAAGUAGUUCAUAUUUUAGUCACUGACUCAGAAAUUACUCUGAUUAUUCCCGAAAAAAUGCUUCAGCGUGAAACGGACUGAUAUUGCAAUGGCUGAUUAUGUGAAAAUUGAUGCUUGAACUAUGUGGUUUAUGCAGAAUGCAACACGUUGAGUUUAUUUUGUUUAUUAUUACGCUGUCUUCUCCAGUAUUCUUUCGAGAUUUUGGAGACUGGCACGUAUCUUGAAAAGUGACAUUGUCAUUUUUUUAUAUUAUAUAGGUUUUUGUGACAUUAUGUAUGUUUUUCUACAAGGUGUCAACUCAGAACUAGCUGUUGUGCACUGUUGUAUGGCAUUAUUGGAGGUCUAAAACGUCUGAACUAUUUAAAUGCACAAAUUUCGUUGAUGUGAUCAACCUAAAAUUUGACUUUUGGUUUCCAACAUUCCGUGUAUCCAUUACUUUUGAUAACAAAACUACGGAAUACUGAUCUUAUUUUAUUCUAAAAUUGCUAUAAAAAUGUUUGUUAUUCUCAGAAUUUGUCUGACGGCUUGAGUUCAAUGUGUACGAGAAAGAAGUAUGUGUAGACACAUAUGUUAGAAAGAGAUAGAAGCCGCCUACAUAGCGAAACCCAUCACCGCGUUGCCUAGCAACGCUGACGCGGCAAUGCCGCAGCGUUGACAAUAUGUUGCACCGGUUCCUUCAAUUAAGAUGAUUAAGAUUCUUUACGCUCUCGCUAAAUGUAACAGUAACUCAGAAUAUGUUGGUUUUAUCGCCAUUUGUGGAAAUCAAUGAUAAUUCUAAAAUAAAUUAAAACACUUAGUUGCAUCAAAAUUGAAAUAAAUAAUUCUAAUCAAAAUAAAAAUAAAAUAUUAAAUUGAAUGUUCGAAUAGACCUCCUUCUUGGGUUUGACAGUAACCUAACCUAUUGUAGCAGUCUGUGCGAACAUUUUCUAGUGUAGCAUACAAAGGUAGUAUAAAAGUUUUGCAAUACAGCUUUAUUUAUAGACUUCGUUCAAAACUUUGUAUGCAAAGCGGCAGAUUGCACCACCUUCUGCUCAACCAUUGUUAGACAAUGUGGUGAUGACUGUCGCUCUUCAGCCUGCUUCUAUCUCUUUCUAACAUUUGUUGGUACACACUUCUCGCGUUUCUCUCUCGUACACGUUGAAAUCAGGCCGUCAUACAAAUUUUGUUUUCUCUGUAUAUGAUGUGUAUUUAUGCUACACGUGUUGCACUUUUUACGUGUUGUUUUUUGAAGAAGUCAAUUGAAGCCGUAUCUCAAUUUGUUGUUCAUAGUCGUAAGUUUAUUUCUUAUGGAAAUUAUCACUCUAUAAACUGCGAGUUGGUAUAUCAGUUGAUACUCGAUACUAGAAGACUUAACAGCUUUUGGUUGCAGGUCUUUUCUUUCUAGUGCUUUUAUAACUCAUGGGAUUAGGCAAUUUUAUGUUUUUCGGAACAUGUCAAAUUUGUAAUAAUAAAAAUUUAUAUUUUACUCUAGAAUGCUCCUUAUUGGGGCUAGAUCUGCCCGAUUUAUUAUGAAAACAGUACUUUCAUUCUUUUGAAGUUUGAAGUUUCCAUCAGAAAUAUAUAAUUGUCCAUGUGAAAUUGGUUGAAUGUCAAACGUCCUCAUUUAUUGCGGCGUGUAAGUUAAGAAAUAUGAUAUUGAAUCAAUCACAACACUGUUUGAGUAUAAUAGCAUUGAUUAACGUAUUCUGCCUAAAGGAUAGUCAACUAUAUACUGUAAUUCAGCGUCCAAAAAAUUAUUCAAGGUGAAAUGCAAAAGAAGUUGCAGAAAAUUUCUCUUCGAUGAAUUGUAGUGUUUACUAUAUAUUCCUUUUUAUAUUCUAUAUAUUUUUUUGUUAAAUCUGCCAAAAAUGAUUUGACCUUUUCCGUUAAAUUAUAUCUUUUUAUACAUAUUUUUUUUUGGCGCUUGUAAUUAUUUUUAAUAUUAACUUAUAUAAAUUGGUUAAGAACUCCUCUGUUGUAAUUUUGUUUGUUGGGCUAGUACUUUGAUCAGCUUGUCUGUUUUUUACUGGUCCCUUUUGCAGGGAAUUGAUGUUGUUUCUUCAUUUUUUCUUUGUAUUUUUUAUAUAUAAACGCUAUCAUUAUUAUUAUUAUUAUUAUAUUCUGGCGUCCUGUAUGAGAAUUGGUCACAGCUAUCGUUCUCCUCUCUGCAGUAACUAGGAAUCUACUUUGAAGGGGUUAUAUGAGCAUAAUCGGCUAUAUUCAGGUAGAAUAUGAUAAUCACUAGUAAUAGUCAUCAUCCCUUCCCACAUUUUUAAUAUUGUUGUUGAUGUAUUUUUUGAAAUCUUACAAAAGCCUCUUUAUGUCAACGUGUCACCAAUCUAUAAGAAAUUAUAUAUUCAUGUCUAAAAGUAUUAAAUGGUAAUCUUAUAUAUCUAAAGGGUGGUCCAUAUUGAAUGUGCCAAAAAUUAAGUCAUGGAUUGAACUAGUGAAAUAAUAUUUAACCAAAUAAGCCUCAUUAAUAUGUUGCUAGCAUGUAACAGUUUUUUUGUAUUUCUCACUAUUCUGAGAUUCCCAACUUUCAUGUUGAUGUGAGAUACAGUUUAAGCCAGAAUUUCGAGAGUUAAACUUCACCACUCUUCAUGUCAUUAAUGAGUAUUAUUUUAUCAAGGCAUAUAUUUAUUAUCACAAUUUAAUCCAAUCCUUUUUGGCGCAUUUAUUAUACCCUACCGUGUGUCUAUUUUGCUCUUCUAUUAAGUUACUUAAAUUUCGAUUGUGAAGAAUUAUUUUGAAUUAAUUUGUUCAUAUUUCAGACAUUUUAUGUGUAGUUUAUUUUAAAAUGGUGUUUUUUUACAGAUAUUGUAAACCUACAGUAUAACUACUAUAUCUGUAGAUCAAAAGCUUCUCAUGCAAUUUAACAGAAUGUACUUAUUUUCUUGCUAUAAAGAAGUAACAAUAUUUGAUUUAAAAGUCUGUAAAU
This is a messenger RNA of Acanthoscelides obtectus, 8563 nucleotides long. NCBI's taxonomy places the organism in Eukaryota, Metazoa, Arthropoda, Insecta, Coleoptera, Chrysomelidae. The record is from the annotation of a GenBank genome assembly.